Ipomoea triloba (trilobed morning glory) is the source of this 1525-nucleotide messenger RNA. Its product is annotated as protein ABIL3-like. NCBI's taxonomy places the organism in Eukaryota, Viridiplantae, Streptophyta, Magnoliopsida, Solanales, Convolvulaceae. Bases 414 to 1349 code for a protein of 311 amino acids. The transcript is spliced from 11 exons. The record is from RefSeq and is a predicted model, not a curated record.
UUCAAGAAUAGCCCGGAUUGUCGUUUUCCUUGGGCUUUUGCUCAUUCAUGCUCUAUGAUUUGAACUUGAACCCCACUGAUGUGGCAUCGACUUCUCUAGCCAUACACCCACUAUAAGCAAAGAUACCAAACUCGGAUCUUCAUAAUAUUUCUUUGAUUGCCGCUACAGUGAAAGAGAAUCUUUAAACGUCAGUGAAGAUUGCAGCUUUAUAUCGGAAUAUACUACAGGAGAAUGGGAGCGUAAUGGCGAAGGUUUAGACAAGGCUAGCUUUUUAAAAACUGCCAGUUCUGAUGCUUAAUCAUUUUGUUAGUCUGGGAUUGUUGUAAUGAUAAUGGAAAAGUUGCAGCAAAUGGAGUCAAGGGCUUGCUACUAAUUACUUCUUCAAGGAGACAUUAACAUCUAGUACUACUGCAAUGCCCUUCCCUCGAGAAACAGCCGAUUAUGACAAGGCUUCAAUGCCGCAAAACAUGCUGUUAAGUGACAGUCUUGAGGAUUUGGCAAAUCUCAGAAAGCAGCUGUACUCUGCAGCUGAAUAUUUUGAGUUAUCUUACAUUAAUGAUGACCAAAAACAGAUAGUGGCAAAUACAUUGAAGGAUUAUGCCAUCAAAGCUCUUGUAAGCACUGUGGAUCAUUUGGGCUCAGUGACAUACAAGGCCAACGAUAUGUUGGAUGAAAAAGUCGUUGAAGUUUCUGGAACAGAACUUCGAAUAUCUUGUGUUGAGCAGAGACUAAGGACGUGUCAAGAGUAUAUUGAUCGUGAGGGCCUUUCUCAGCAAUCAUUAGUCAUAAAUACACCCAAGUACUGUAAGAGGUACAUCUUGCCAGUUGGGGAAACCAGGUGUGGCCUCGAUGAUGAAGAUGUCAGGCGUCAUUUUCAAAAUGCUGUUGAAGCAACAACUACAGAUAUUCCUGAGUCGACAGUCGGAAACGAGCAAUCCCCGUCACCUUCUCCACAACUUCCUCAGCAAUCUAGAUCGUCUUUCUCCAUCUCGAUAACCAUGCCUAAAAAAGAGCUAGGACCAGAGAAGCGAACGGUCUCCCCACAUCGUUUUCGCCAUUUACGAACUGCAUCUCUUCCUAGUAGGCCAACAACACCCAAGAGUUCUAGGCCAACCACUCCAAAUCGAAGUCGACCACCCACUCCAACCCCUAGAUCACAGCUGCCGUAUACUUCAGAACCUAGGAAACCAAUGCCGCCAUUGCAUCUCCACGCGGAAAGAGAGAACACUCGAGAUUCUGAUCAUCAUCGCCCCAGCAAAAGCAAAAGUAAACGUCUCCUUAAAGCUUUGCUCAGCCGACGCAAGUCAAAGAACGACGACAUGCUUUACACUUACCUCGAUGAAUAUUGACGAUACAAGAUUAAAAGAAGAAACGAGUAGGAUCCUUUUUGUUAGGAAAGAGACCUUGGAUCCCUCCCCUUCUCCCUCCUUUUUGUACCAAAUUAUUAUCAUAUUUUUGCAGUGUAAAUUGUUUCCUUUAACCUUUUCCUCUUUUGGUAUAUUUGCAUUUCUGGGCUUAAUGUUCA